AGGUUUUUUAUUUUUGGGGGGGAUCUUGGCGAAAAGCGUCUUUGUUUUCGUAUUGUCCCCAAGAAAACAAACGGGAUUCGCAAACUGGCCAAAAUGCAUUAUGGAAUCAAUCGGCGCGUCUUUUUUUCACACUUCGUUCGUGCUUAACCUCGACUAUAAAAGGGGCCCCCCCAACUGUAGUCCCCCCAACAUUUUCUACCCAACAUCUUUUGCCUACUUUUUAGGAUUCCGUUCAAACAAAACGGAUUCUUCCACUCGCUUCUUGUUUCGCGCAAUCUUUUAACGGUUAAGCCGAAGGCUUUGUGCUCUUCGGUCUCAAAUCAUCAGGGUAUUCGCCCUCAUCUUGUAACUUUGCACUUCGGGUUACCCCAGAAGUGCACCUGCAACCACGUACUUCCCAAGUCGACUUAACAUUCGUCUCCUUCCGGGGAUUCUUCCAGAACCCCCUUGGGCAGGUGCAGAAGGCGCCUGAAACUCCAUUUUUCCAAACUUUACUUCACUAGUCACUCGCUAAUCCGGGCCCGUGCCCUCUCACCGUCCUUUCCUCCUCUCUUCCAACGCGUCGCGCUUUUAUUACGUCCGGUCCGAUGAAGGAGGUUAUCGUACCUUUCAUCAACCCCGAUACUGAAUUUUUCGGUGCUCUCUCGCGUAAGCAGUCUCUUACAAAGCUCCACCAUGGCUUGUCCUCUGGGAUGGCCACGGCGGAGCCCGCGAACGUGAGUUCGCGGUCCGUUGGAUCAAUUUUGCGUAGCCGCACAGUUGACUACGAUGUGACGAAUCCCGAAGCGCAAGACUCUUUUUUCGUUGGUGAUCUUGGAGAAGUAGCCCGCCAGCAUGCACAGUGGAAGCAGCUCCUUCCUCGUGUCGAGCCCUUUUAUGCCGUGAAGUGUAACCCCGAUACCAUGGUAUUGAAGACCCUUACUUCACUCGGAACCGGCUUUGAUUGUGCGAGCAAGGGUGAGAUCCAGAUGGCGUUGGACCAGGGCGUGCACCCCUCCAAGAUUAUAUACGCCAACCCUUGCAAGCAAGCGUCCCACAUUCGCUUUGCCGCUGCUACUGGAGUCAGGAUGAUGACUUUCGAUAAUGCUGACGAACUACGGAAGGUGAAGGCUAUUCACCCAAACGCCCAGAUGAUUCUUCGUAUCCUGACGGAUGACUCGAGAUCGAUCUGCAAACUUGGCGUUAAGUUUGGAGCGCCCAUGGCAGCUGUGCCCCAUCUUCUCAAAGCAGCUCGUGAGCUCGACAUGGAUGUCAUCGGCAUCAGUUUCCACGUUGGAAGUGGAUGCUUUGAUGCUAGUGCUUUUGGCGAAGCUGUUAUGCUCGCUCGCAAGGCUUUCGAUGAGGGAAAAGCGUGGGGUUACGACUUCCACCUUCUCGAUGUUGGAGGUGGCUUCCCUGGCAACAACGCUCCCGGUGUCAGCUUUCAGCAGAUUGCGGCUGUGCUCGGACCGGCCAUUGACCAACAUUUUGGUCCCGAGGUACGCGUUAUCGCGGAGCCGGGUCGCUACUAUGUUUCUUCGGCUUUCACCUUGGCGGUCAAUGUCAUUGCGCGCCGCGUGGUUCCCCGGGAUCGGAAAAGCAGUGCUAUCGACGAGAGUGAGGCGAGCGCCGUUGCCACCCGCGAUGAUCAUCCUUCUUACAUGUACUACAUCAAUGAUGGAAUGUACGGAAGCUUCAACUGCAUCACUUUUGAUCAUGCUGUGGUUACUCCGAAUGUACUCGCGCGUUCGGGUGCUUUUAUGUACAAGCACGCGAUUCAAGAGGCCGAAUUCCCUUGUAGCGUGUGGGGCCCCACUUGUGACUCCAUCGAUUGUAUUGGCAAGGGCUUUUCCCUUCCUGAGAUGCAGGUCGGCGACUGGCUGCAUUUCGACAAUAUGGGCGCAUACACCAUGUGCGCUGCGUCCCAGUUCAAUGGAUUCAAGAAGAGUCCCGUCGUCUAUACCAACACGGAACUCGUUGAACCUGGACACUAGAUUUUUGUGAUAGAAUAUAUGCUGCUGAGGGAGGACUUUACUGGCGAUCAUCCUUCGUACUUUUUAUAUGAUGAAUUCGCCAAUUAAACUGUUUACAUUGACACUUUGUCAUUAGAAUACAUCCUUCUUUCUACUA
This is a messenger RNA of Spizellomyces punctatus DAOM BR117, 2109 nucleotides long. RefSeq names its product ornithine decarboxylase SPE1. Gene Ontology annotation, cellular component: cytoplasm. The record is from RefSeq and is a predicted model, not a curated record. NCBI's taxonomy places the organism in Eukaryota, Fungi, Chytridiomycota, Chytridiomycetes, Spizellomycetales, Spizellomycetaceae. The transcript has 3 exons. The coding region runs from base 588 to 1973 and encodes 461 amino acids. Gene Ontology annotation, molecular function: ornithine decarboxylase activity.